Messenger RNA from Varanus komodoensis (Komodo dragon), 2705 nucleotides. RefSeq names its product G kinase anchoring protein 1 (gene GKAP1). The transcript has 12 exons. The coding region runs from base 334 to 1410 and encodes 358 amino acids. NCBI's taxonomy places the organism in Eukaryota, Metazoa, Chordata, Lepidosauria, Squamata, Varanidae. The record is from RefSeq and is a predicted model, not a curated record. Gene Ontology annotation, biological process: signal transduction. Gene Ontology annotation, cellular component: Golgi apparatus.
CUGGUCCUGUUACAGCGAGGCGACUCGAGACGUAAACAAACUCCGGGGGCCAGCGCGUCCCAACCGGGCACGUCCACGCGCUCCGGCCUCGCGAGUUCUUUCGGCUCUUUCCCUCCUCCUCCUCCCCGCCCCCCCCUCGCGCAGACCGCGUGCUGCCGUCGCCGCGCGAGCCAAUUUUCGCCCGCGACGUCCCGGACCGUUUUCUGGACGCUGGCAGCUGCCCCGACGUAGCCACCCGUGAGGCCGCAACCGUCACCUUCGGUACCCACCUGAGAGCGGCUCGGAAAGGCGGAAACACUUUGAAGUUUGCUUCCAGACUCUCCCAAGAUUAAAAUGGCCUCUGCAGUAAUUAGUUCUGUUCCUACCACUGCAUCUAGAUUUGCUCUUUUACAAGUUGAUAGUGGUAGUGGAUCUGAUUCAGAAUCAGGAAAGGGAAGAAGUGGUCGGAGUAGUGGAAAGUCCCAGAUGUCAGGUAGCAAGUCAAGCACAAAUGAAAAGAAGAAAGAAAAGAGGAGAAAAAAGAAGGAGCAGCAGCAGAGUGAAGCAAAUGAGCUUAGAAAUCUUGCUUUUAAAAAGAUUCCUCAGAAAACUUCCCAUGGAGCCUGCUUGCAUGAGCAGGCAUUAAAUAAUUCAGCACGCAAAGACUCUCAGGAAGAAAACUGGCAAGAAUGGAGACAAAGAGAUGAACAGUUGACUUCUGAACUGUUUGAAGCAGAUCUUGAAAAGGCUCUACUUCUAAGCAAACUGGAAUAUGAGGAACACAAAAAGGAAUAUGAAAACAUUGAAAAUGCUUCUCCUCCAUCAAAGGCUGUACACAAGAAAGAAAAAAGAAAAAAUCAGCAGGGAAAAGACAAGCCUCUUACAGUGUCUUUAAAGGAUUUUCAGUCUGAUCCCAACAUCGAUCACCUUUCCAAAAAGCAAGAGGAAUUGAGUUCCUCACAUACUUUCUUGCGUGAUGAUGAAUUCUUCAAUAGACUGGAAGAUGAUGUGCAUAAAAUACUUAUUAGAGAAAAAAGAAGAGAGCAUAUCACAGACAAUGAAGUGGAUAACAGUACAUCUAAUGACCACUCACAAGACUCUUUCUUGAAAGAUGGAAGAAUAGAGAGACUAAAGCUGGAGCUUGAAAAGAAAGAUGCAGAAAUCCAGCAGUUAAAAAGUGUAAUCACUCAAUGGGAGGCAAAGUAUAAGGAAGUAAAAGCACGAAAUGCACAGCUGUUGAAAAUGCUACAAGAAGGUGAAAUGAAAGAUAAAGCUGAAAUACUACUUCAAGUUGAUGAAUCUCAGAGUAUUAAGAAUGAGCUAACUUUGCAGGUCAGCAGUCUUCAUGCUGCAUUGGAACAAGAAAGAUCUAGAGUGAAAUUACUGCAGGCAGAGUUAACAAAAUAUCAGACAAGGAAGAAACAGACUUGAGUUACAACUGGUCUUUGUUUUCAGAAACGUUGGCAACCCAUUACAUCUUUUUCCGGACAGCCACAUUGUAUGAUACCCGUAGUACCUCGCUCAGUUUGCAGUCACCUUCUUGAAACUUGAGUUUAUAUGCAGACUUCAUGGCCACAAGAUCUAGCCCAGUUUUUGAACUAUUUUUCCCUCCAUCCCUUACCUCCUUAAACCACCUAGCCUGAUGAAGAGUUCUGGAGGACUUGAAGGCUUGCACAACCUUUUGUGGCAUUUUGGCUGGCCCUAAUAAAGGUAUUACCUAACUAAAUUUUGGAUUCCCCUUCCCCCUAUUGGAUUUUGGACUUUUAAAAAAACUGAUGGACGAGCACAACUUCUUUCUCUCUCUCUCUUCCUUCAUACAUGUCUGUUGUGUGUUUCCUCUGAAAUGUUUUUAGAACAAAACUUCAUAAAAAAUUCCUUUGGAUUGACUAUAAGAAUGUUGUUCAGCUCUUGCUUGGAUGGCUUCUGUCUUUGUUUAACUAUACAGUUUUGCUUUUCAGAGAGUUGUCAUCCAGUGUGCCUACUUGUACCUAUCCAAACUUGGAGGAUUAUAGACAUCCAAAUGAGGGUGGGGAAUGCAUGGAGGCAACAAUUCCCUAUGCACUUCUACACUGCAAAAAACAUAUAGUUGAUUUCAAUCAUCAAUGUCUUUUGAUCCUGCUCAUGUGGAGGAGGUGCUGAGACCGCUUCAGGAUGCCUUGUGUCCUUGCAGAGACUUGCUAGUCCCCUCCCUGCCCCUUGGUACUCACCCCUUGCAUUUGUUGCACUUGUGACUUUGGAGCUGCAGCUGGCACAGAAAGAACCACACCAACUAUGAGAAUGUAGGGAGGGAACCUCAGUUAGUGUCACAGCUGACGCAUUUCCAAGGUCAGCACUGACUCUCUGACCUAUCUUACAGCUGCCUAGACACCAUCUAGUGGCCAUGGGAUUAUGCUUUAAAUAAUUUUUAAUUUUUCAGUGACUUGCAUUUUUUUAUAAAUCUCCUUUUGUCUCCUUUUCCAAUCAUGCAUCAUUCUGACUUUCUGCUUAGUGAUCUGCCAAAUUCCUUUACACCACUGUAUCUGUUAGUUACCAAUUUACCAUCAUUUAAAUGCACUACUCCCACAGCACAGCCCUAAACAUUUAUUCAGAACCAAGAGCCACUGUGUCCAAUAAGGCUUGCUUUCCAGUAAGUGCACAGAAAUCUGCAGGUAUAAUCUUAUGUCAGGCAUUUUUGCUGUCCUUGGGUGCAGAAAUCUUCAUUCUCAUGUCUUUCUGUGUAUAUUAUA